AUGGGGUUUGUUGUUUUGAUGUAUUUGAGUUUGUGGGUAUCAGGAAAUGUGGUUUUUCAGGUUCAACAUAAGUUUACAGGGACUACAGAGUCUUUGACUGGUUUUAAAGCUCAUGAUUCUUUCCGUCACCGGAGAAUUCUCUCCGCCGUCGACCUCCCUAUCGGAGGUGAUGGCAGUCCUAUCUCGAUGGCGCUCUAUUUCACCAAGAUUCAAAUUGGGACUCCCCCAAGGGAUUAUCAUGUGCAGGUCGAUACAGGAAGCGACCUGUUAUGGGUGAAUUGUGCUGGAUGCGACAGUUGCCCUAGAAGAAGCGAUCUAGGGAUACCGCUUUCACUAUACAAUCCAAUGCUCUCGUCGAGUUCUAGAAUAAUGACUUGUGAUCAAGAUUUUUGCCCCUCCUCAAUCAUCUCGUCUAGUAAUGAUUGUAUUAUGGGGAUGCGAUGUCCAUAUGUUGUUAGAUACGGUGAUGGGAGCCAAACCAAAGGAUAUUUUGUUAGAGAUAUUGUUCAACUUGAUAGAGUAUCCGGGAACCGACAAACAGUGAAUAUGAAAGGGAGCUUUGAAUUUGGAUGUGGAUCCCGACAAUCUGGAGGGUUAGGUGAAUCCCAACAAGCUCUAGAUGGAAUAUUAGGGUUUGGACAGUCAAAUUCUUCCAUCCUUUCUCAGCUUGCUUUAGCUAAAAAGGUGAAAAAGACAUUCUCGCAUUGCUUGGCAGGUUCUAGAGGGGGGAUUUAUGCUAUCGGUGAAGUGGUGCAUCCGAAAGUGGAUACGACACCAAUUUUGCCUAACAAGGCACACUAUAAUGCUGAACUGCUGGCUAUUCAAGUCGGCGGCGAUUUUGUAAACCUUCCAUUCAGUAUGAAUACUCCAUCCAGACGCGGAACUAUAAUUGAUAGUGGUACAACUUUGGCUUAUUUUCCUGAUGGGAUUUACAACCAACUUAUGAAUAAGAUAAUGGCCUCACAACCGAAUGAAGAAAUUUACAUAGUUGAUCAUCAAUUUAAGUGUUACAAGUACCGUGGGAAUGUUGAUGAUGGUUUUCCAAUUGUCACAUUUCACUUCGCUAAUUUGCUUAAGCUAAAAGUUAAGCCCAGUCAAUAUCUCUUUCAAGUUCAGAGUAAGAAAUGGUGCAUCGGUUUUAUGAGCAAUGGCGUGCAACCAGACGUGACCUUGCUGGGAGAUCUUGUACUUACAGAUAGGCUGGUUACGUAUAAUAUGGAAGAUCAGACUAUCGGAUGGACAGACUAUGAUUGCUCAUCGAGCAUCAAAGUGAAAGAUGAAGAGUCAGGGUUGGUGUAUGAGGUUGGUGGUCAUGAUAUUUCAGGGGCAGGUCGUACACACAGCUCAGCUUUCUUGUGGAUGGUGUUCAUAAUAGUUACUAAAAUGGCAAUGUAUUAGAAAACAAUGGAACAGUUGAUGGUUUAAUGUUAAAUAAAUAAA
Messenger RNA from Erigeron canadensis, 1440 nucleotides. RefSeq names its product aspartic proteinase 36-like. Lineage: Eukaryota; Viridiplantae; Streptophyta; Magnoliopsida; Asterales; Asteraceae. Gene Ontology annotation, molecular function: aspartic-type endopeptidase activity. Gene Ontology annotation, biological process: proteolysis. The transcript has 10 exons. The coding region runs from base 1 to 1398 and encodes 465 amino acids. The record is from RefSeq and is a predicted model, not a curated record.